Molecule: messenger RNA, 2601 nt
Organism: Orcinus orca (killer whale)
Lineage: Eukaryota; Metazoa; Chordata; Mammalia; Artiodactyla; Delphinidae
Product: spermidine synthase-like
Exons: 1
Coding region: 926-1591 (221 amino acids)
Biological process (GO): spermidine biosynthetic process
Cellular component (GO): cytosol
Molecular function (GO): spermidine synthase activity
Source: RefSeq, a predicted model, not a curated record
UUCACAAGGCUUUCCUCCUUCAUAGUGAAAACUAAUUUUAUUCUAGGACACGCAUAUUUUCUGGUAAUGAAAUAUCAUUUAUAUAUAUAUAUAUAUAUAUAUAUUUUUUUUUUUUUUUCGGUACGUGGGUCUCUCACUGUUGUGGCCUCUCCCGUUGCGGAGCACAGGCUCCGGACGCGCAGGCUCAGCGGCCAUGGCUCACGGGCGUAGCCGCUCCGUGGCAUGUGGGAUCUUCCUGGACCGGGGCACGAACCCGUGUCCCCUGCAUCGGCAGGUGGACUCUCAACCACUGCACCACCAGGGAAGCCCUCAUUUUUAUAAUUUUGUAUUAAAUGUGUUUGCUUGGUAAGUGGGCACAGCACAGCUUGUGGUCUCUAGUGGAUGUUCCCAGAAGUGCUGGGAGGGGAUUAUGCCACACAGAAGUGACACAGUGAUCUGGAGACAUGGGGUAGAAUGUUAAUGAUAAGAAAUGGCUAGGAGAUAAAAAGAUACCAAAGGCCUCUGCAAAGAGGUUUCGGGUUUCGCUCCUGCCAGCAGGCUCCGCCCCGUCGGUGGUGGUAGGGCACGGGCGGGGUUAGGGCGAGGCGCUGGCGCUGGCGCUGGGUGGGGCUGGUCCCGUUGUGCUGCGGCUCUGCGCUACCUGCAGUCCCGGGCCGGAAUCCCGCUGCUCCGGCCUCGAGUCUGCCCGCCUGCCAGCCUGCCAGCCAUGGAGCCCGGCCCCGACGGCCCCGCCGCCAUCUGGUUCCGCUAGACGUGCAGCGCAUGGCCCGGCCAGGCCCUGUCGCUGCAGGCGGAGCAGCUGCUACACCAUCAGUGCUCGCGGUAUCAGGAUAUCCCUGUCUUCCGCAGUAAGAGCUACGGCGACGUGCCGGUGUUGGAUGGCGUCGUCCAGUGCACAGAGAGGGACGAGUUCUCCUACCAGGAGAUGAUAGCCAACUUGCCCCUCUGCAGCCACCCCAAUCCACGCAAGGUGCUGAUCGUCGGGGGCGGGGAUGGGGGUGUCCUGCGGCAGGUGGUGAAGCAUUCCUCCGUGGAGUCCGUGGUCCAGUGCGAGAUCGACGAGGAUGUCGUUCAAGUCUCCAAGAAGUUCCUGCCGGGCAUGGCCGUUGGCUACUCGAGCUCAAAGCUCAUCCUACAUGUGGAUAAUGGUUUUGAGUUCAUGAAACAGAACCAGGAUGCUUUCGAUGUCAUUAUCACUGACUCCUCAGACCCCCUGGGCCCUGCUGAGAGUCUAUUCAAGGAUUCCUGUUACCGGCUCAUGAAGACGGCCCUGAAGGAGGGUGGCAUCCUCUGCUGCCAGGGCGAGUGUCAGUGGCUGCACCUGGACCUCAUCAAGGUGAUGCGGCAGUUCUGCAAAUCACUCUUCCCGGUGGUCGGCUACGCUUACUGCACCAUCCCCACCUACCCCAGCUGCCAAAUUGGCUUCAUACUGUGCAGCAAAAAUCCAAGCACCAACUUCCUGGAGCCCGUGCAGCCCCUGACGCAGAAGCAGGUGGAACAGAUACAGCUGAAAUACUACAACUCUGAUGUACAUCGGGCACCCUUCAUCCUGUCCGAGUUUGCCCGCAAAGCCCUGAAUGAUGUGUGCUGAGCCCAGGCGCCGCUGCCGGUGCCGCCCAGGACCUCCGGCCAGCAAGCCUCCAGGGUGGCUGGACGCCGCCAGCCCUGGAUGAGACUCCUGCAGACUCGCUUCCGAAUCCAGUGUUACAGGACCCAGAAUGCUGCCCGGCCUGCCCUGUUAGGACUUUCUGUGUGGCGUUCAGCUUGCAAGUUUAUACCAGGUGCCUACAGCACCAUCUCCACCUCUGUCGCCCCUCACUCACCAAACACAUGUAUCUAGAACAACAAUGAGAACAAAUAUUCUGCCAAUAUUAGGAACUCAACGCAAGACAUUUGUAUACUGUUUAGUUUUGAGUAUGCAACAGCCUGUUUUGGAGGAAAUGGCAGUUUCUCCUCUAAGCCACUUGUAGCUGAGAACUUCAUAGUAGAGUUUAUGUCUUGGAGGAGGAGAGAGUAUUUUGAUGAGCUACAAAUUGGCUAUUCACUAAGAAGCUAAAACAUAAAUUAGUGUUAAAGUGGUGGGUCAUAGGGAAGUAUAUCUGAACACAGAAGUUGAAAUUGGGGCAGAAAUAGUCUCUCUCUCACAAUUCCCUUCCUUCACUUUAAGUGAAUCUCUUGCCUGAUAUAAAAAGAAAGGCAGGGCUCAAGAAACGGAAAGGAGAAACAGAAGAAAACUACAAAAAUGAAACAGGCAAGAGUUUCCUGAAUGCUCUUCAUUCACUCAAAAUUAGCAGAGUAAAAUUCAAGCCCACCGAAUAAUAAUUAAGGCCCCAUUUGCCUAGAUUCCAAAUAUCUGAAGCCUAUUUGAGUAGGCGUGUGUUAUCUAGCACCCAUAAGAGCUAUGGGAUGGAGGUGGAAAUAAUCCUCUUUGAUAAAGAUAAAAGAUCUUGAGAAGGAUUUUCCAGAGAAGAGGCCCAUUCUAGAUCUUAAGUCUGCCUUGGGCUCCAGAAAGCUAAAUGUAGAAUGUUGUGGUAACAUACUUGCUCAUGUACAGCUGUGUUAUAUAAACACCCUCAAUUAAAUUCUGACUCACUUUUUGUU